CACACACACACAGGAACAACACACACCCAGGAACACACUCAGCUGAUCAGUUGCAGUGUGUUUCUCUCUUCACUUUAUUGACCGGCCGUGUGUGUGUGUGUUGAGUUGUGUGUGUGUCGGUCCGGUUCUGUCCGGCUGGUUCCGGAACUCUGUCCCCGGUGUGCAGCGUCAGUCUCUCGGGUUCAGAGUGUUAGCAUCUCUCGGCUCUUUAGCUGUUAGCUAUUAGCAGCUAAGCUAACUGUUAGCCUGAGUUAGCAACUAGCUGUUAGCCUCGGUUCUCCUGAUGCCGGCGAUGCUGGAGAGGAACCCGGAGGGGAAGAGGAGAGGCCGGGCCGGCGGUAGCGGCCCCGGGGCAGCGGGCCUCCCCGCCGGGAAGAGCCUGUCCGGGAAUGGAACCACCAGCAGCUGCUGGGAAGAAGAAGGCUCCGGGUCCAGCAGCGACGAGGAGCAUGGUGGAGGGGGGAUGCGGGUCGGGACGCAGUACCAGGCCGUGGUUCCGGACUUUGACCCGGACGUGGCGCAGGAGGCUCACCUCAGAGAGAACCUCGGCAUGUUGGUGUGGAUCCCGAGCAGCGCUCUGCUCCAGACUCAACUGGACGAGUACAUUGCCAUCGCCAAAGAGAGACACGGCUACAACAUGGAGCAGGCUCUGGGGAUGCUCUUCUGGCACAAACACAACGUAGAAAAGUCUCUGGCGGAUCUGCCCAACUUCACCCCGUUUCCUGACGAGUGGACGGUGGAGGACCGAGUUCUGUUUGAACAGGCCUUCAGUUUCCAUGGGAAGAGCUUCCACCGCAUCCAGCAGAUGUUACCUGAUAAGACCAUGGCCAGUCUGGUUCGGUUUUAUUACUCCUGGAAGAAAAGUCGCAGUAAAACCAGUCUGAUGGACCGACAGACACGAAAAAACAAGAGAGAAAGAGACGACAGUGAAAAUGAAGUUGAGGACAAAAAUCCUCCCAGCGACUGCGAAAUCGAGCAAAACAAAGACGACAAGAAGGAGGUGAGUUCUGGAUCAGAGAGGUCGGAGGUCAAACCAGCAGCUAGUUUAAAGGUGGGCAGCAAGGCGUCUCAGCGGAUGAAGAAGCGUCCCCCCAGAGGAAUGUUCCUGAACCAGCAGGAUGUCGUCUGUCUGUCCUCUCAGCCGCCUCAGGGUCUCCUCAGACAGCUGGACUGUCAGCUGGUCUCCAUCAAGAGACAGAUCCAGAGCAUCAAACAGUCCAACAGCUCUCUGAAGGAGAAGAUCUGCUCCGGAGUCGACGACUUCAGACAACCUGAGGUGAAUCAGAAGUUUAACACCCGCUGGACGACGGAGGAGCAGCUGCUUGCUGUACAAGCCAUCAGGAAGUAUGGGCGGGACUUCCAGGCCAUCUCCGAUGUGAUUGGAAACAAGUCGGUGGUGCAGGUGAAGAACUUCCUGGUGAACUACAGACGGAGGUUCAACCUGGACGAGGUUCUGCAGGAGUGGGAGGCGGAGCAUGGGCUGGAAGGGGGCGUGGCCGAGGGGGGCGUGGCCGAGGGGGGCGGGGCCGAGGGGGGCGGGGCCGAGGAGGAGGACAAGAUGGAGGACAAGAUGGAGGAGAGUCCUGCUGAGGAAGAGGAGGUCGCUGACACAAAGGAGGUGAGACUACAUAUCCCAGAAUCCUCAGAGUCUAAAGACAUAUACUCUGCUGGUUCCUAAUGCGUCUCCUCUCCUCAGGACUCCGACUCCCAGAAGUCCCUGGCCUCGUGACUCUGACUCCGCCCCUCUUUUAUCUUUAUUAUGAUUCAUUUUAUUUUAUAUACAUUUCGUCUCCUGUAUUUAAUUAGUUUUAUUUUAUACUUGAUGCUGCAGUUAUUUCAGUGGGACUGUUAUUGGUCAGGUGGGAGGUUACCUGUCGUCUCUCUGUGGACCAAUCAGAAACCGGACCUAUCACUUGUGGGCGUGGCCUGAUUUGAAUCUGUGUGUGUGUGUGUGUUUGUGUGUGGGGGGGGGGGGGGGGUUGGUCACUCAGGGCAGGAAAAUAAAACCAAAGUUCAAUAAAAGAAUUUCCUUCUUCUUC
Trematomus bernacchii (emerald rockcod) is the source of this 2039-nucleotide messenger RNA. It is a transcript of the gene rcor1, whose product is annotated as REST corepressor 1. Gene Ontology annotation, cellular component: transcription regulator complex; histone deacetylase complex. Gene Ontology annotation, biological process: negative regulation of DNA-templated transcription; regulation of transcription by RNA polymerase II. The record is from RefSeq and is a predicted model, not a curated record. Bases 284 to 1678 code for a protein of 464 amino acids. Lineage: Eukaryota; Metazoa; Chordata; Actinopteri; Perciformes; Nototheniidae. The transcript has 12 exons. Gene Ontology annotation, molecular function: transcription corepressor activity.